AUGAGCUGCCUGCCAAGACUGAGGGUGCUGCCUUGCAGUGCCUGUUAUUCACUCUCCAGCAGUCGGAAUUCAGCCAAGAAGUUCCUGCACAGCCCACAGAACCACAAGUGUAGGCUUGUGAGGGUUGCCGCAGCAGCAACUGGGCCCACUCCCACCCAGGACCCAGAUCAGGAGGAGGGCCAGGACUACACACCUUGCGAUUUUGUAAUUUACUGCAAAGAUCCCGUGGACACCUGUCACCAUGAAGCAGGCAUCUGGAUCAGUGCUCCCAUUGCGAAGUGCUUCAAGAUGUGGAACGAGUGGGGCAACCUUUUGCAUUUCUUAGAUCUGGUUGGAGAUAUUCACCUUGCCGAGCACAACAAGGACACCCAUGCGCUGUUUUUCUGUUAUUAUCGCUGGGCAUUGUACCCCAUUCUGGAGAUAGCAUUUAUUUUGGAGAAGGAGGAGGUUGUAGAGAACAAGGUGAUAAAGUUUAAGUCUCUGUGGGGCAUGCCACUCAAAGGACUGGUGGAGUUUCGGGAGCAAGACGGAGGCACUUACGUGGAGCUGAGGUUCGAGCACCUCAUGCCAGUCUUAUUCAAGGAAUACAAAAUUGGCGUCAUGGCCGUAGAAAGCGACAUGAAGAAGAUUCUGUCUGAGAACAUGGUCGUUCUGAAGGACAUACUGGAAGGCCGAUUGGCCAUCGACGAUACAGACGUCACGUCUGCAGCAGGCAAAUCAUCCAGCUAG
Messenger RNA from Ostreobium quekettii, 729 nucleotides. NCBI's taxonomy places the organism in Eukaryota, Viridiplantae, Chlorophyta, Ulvophyceae, Bryopsidales, Ostreobiaceae. The record is from the annotation of a GenBank genome assembly.